Molecule: messenger RNA, 806 nt
Organism: Owenia fusiformis
Lineage: Eukaryota; Metazoa; Annelida; Polychaeta; Sabellida; Oweniidae
Source: the annotation of a GenBank genome assembly
GGGAUAUGCUGCAAUCAAUUGAUUUGUGGGGUUGACCUAGUUCUAUUUUGGGUGUGUCAAUUAAUCAAUACGGAGUGACUAAAGCUUCAUUGGCAACAGAUUUUUCAAUUUUUUCCAAAAGUGUGAAGAAAUGACAGUGUCUAAGUACGUUACUGAUUAAAUACCAAUAUGUAUAUCACCAUUAAGUAUGGAGAUAACAUACAGAAAGUGGUCAAUCCUAACUGUGGUGCUAAAUCCCUGCUGGAGUUCAUAAGAAAACAAUGUAGUUGCAAUGAAACUGAUAUAUUAGAUUUGGUGGAUGAGACUGGUGUUCUGAAGAAGCUUAAUGAACAACCAGAUACAGACAAUGUGAAGACAAUCCUACAGAGCAAAGCUAUAUACAUCCCUGUUUUAGUCCUCAAGGGUGAAAGUGAAGAAAAUAAAGAAUUUGUACCUCUGCUGAAAGAAAUUGAGGAACUUUACCCCGGUCUUCUUGAAAAGCUGCAAAGUUUCAAGAAGAAAUCUGGAGGAAGAAAGAGUCGUUUAGAACCCAGUCAUACUCCCCACAAGAAGAGUAAUGUUAAUGUCAAUACAGCUGGCAAGGGCACUAAAGGAGGUCGGAAGAAAUAGUGUCUUCAAGAUAUUUCUGAAUAUUAACAGAAAGCUUUGACAAUAACAGAAAAUAAUAAUCUUGUAUGAGACAUUUUUUCUUCCCCUUACUCUGUAUUUAAAUUCCCCACUUGAAGCUAAAUUGGCGUUUAUUUAGUAAUAGCACGUUGUUUACUUUUUUGAAAUACAGAAAGGGGAGGUUUUAACACAUGGGCUUA